AUAUUAAGUAGCCCGUUUUGACUAGAGUAUAGCUCGUAGCUGUGCUACCGCCCCUAGGGGCUUCUGGCUGCUGUUGCAACCCGACAGCCAUGUUUGCAAAGCUCACCGCCCUUGUGGGCGGUGGCUAUACGUUUCCUUAUGUAAUAGAGGAACCGUAUGAUAGCGCCUGGGGCCAGUGGACCCACUAUCGGGGAAAAUCGAAGGAAGACAACUCACCUGUCUCCAUCUUCAAGAUAAGCGCUACUGAUCCUAAUGAUCGAAAGCUCGUCUGUGCACGUAACGGCGUCAAGCGCCUCAAGAUGUUGCGCCAUCCCAAUAUCCUGGCUUUCAAGGAUAGCUCGGAGACGACUGAAAAGGGCGCGACUGCAAUUAUGCUGGUUACGGAGCCCGUCAAGCCCUUGAAGGAUGUCUUGAAGGAGCUGGAACUGGAGGGGCAGCACAGAGAUGAGUACUUUGCAAUGGGCAUGCUGCACAUCACCAACGCAGUGAGCUUCUUGAACAACGACUGCAAGUUGAUCCACGGCAACAUCUGCAUGGCCGCCGUAGUGGUAACGGCCUCCCUGGACUGGAAGCUGAGUGGGUUCGACCUGCUGAGCGAGCAUUCACUGCCACCCGACCAGCAGCUGCAGAACAGUGCAUGGAUGGUGGGCAACCAGUACAAGCCGGCCGAGUUGGCUCGCUCCGAGUGGGAGGUCAUCCGCCAGGGGCCCCCUUGGGCGGUGGACGCCUGGGGACUGGGCUGCCUCACACAGGAGGUCUUCAGCUGCACGGAGAUGAGCAGCGUGGAGAACCUGAGGCACACCGACCUGAUCCCCCCUGCGCUGCUCCAGGACUACCAGAAGCUGCUCAGCUCUGCUCCCGCCCGGCGCCUCAACCCCGCCAAAGUGGCUCAGUCCCGUUUCCUGAACAACCGGCUCGUGGAUGUGGUGGCCUUCAUGGAGAACAUUGCGGUCAAGGAUAGCGUGGAGAAGGAGUCCUUUUUCCGCCGGUUGCCCACCCUGCUGCCCGCCAUCCCGGCCGCUGUGGCGGUGGGCAAGCUGCUGCCGCUGCUGUCCUCCGCGCUCGAAUUCGGCGGUGCGCCCCCUCUGGCCGUGUCGUCUUUGAUGGUCAUUGGCGGCCACCUCAGUGGCGACGAGUUCAACAAGAGAGUGGUGCCCUGCCUGUCCAAGCUCUUCGCAUCCGCGGACCGGGGCCUUCGCCGGUCCCUGCUGGAGUCCAUGGACCAGUACGCCCAGCACCUGACCACCUCCGUCAUCGAGGAGCAGAUCUACCCGCAGCUGCAGACCGGCUUCACAGACACACACGCGUACAUCCGGGAGCUCACCCUCAAGUCCAUGUUGGUGCUGGCACCCAAGAUGGCCAAUAAGACUCUCGUGUCGUCGGUGCUGAAACACCUGUCCAAGCUGCAGGUGGAUGAGGAGCCCUCCAUCCGAGCCAACACCACCGUACUGCUGGGCAACAUGGCCUCCUACCUGGGGGACUCCACCUGCCGCAGGGUGCUGCCCAACGCCUUCACGCGGGCCCUCAAGGACGCCUUUCCGCCCGCCAGGAUAGCCGGCCUGCGGGCGCUGGCGGCCACCAAGCAGUACUACUCGCCGGAGGAUGCGGCGGUGCGGCUGCUGCCUGCGGUGUGUCCCCUGGCCAUGGACGCCAUCCCCGAGGUGCGCCAGGCGUCACUGCUGUGCAUGGACAGCUUCGUCAUGCUGCUCAAGGAGGAGGAGGAGCAGCGGAGGACCAGGGAGGCAGCAGCGGCGGAAAGCGCCGGCGCAAUGGGUGGCGCCGCCACUGGCGCCGGCACGGGGCCCGCCGCCGCCGGCACCGGCGGCGCAGCGUCGUAUUUUGUCGGCCAGGCGCCUGCGGUGCUCGGGGCUACGAGCAGCAUGCUGACGUGGGCGGUAUCGGGGCUGAUGAACACGGUGGGCGGAGCGACGCCCGCGGCACCGGGAGCUACGCCAGUACCGGCGGCGGCACCGGCACCGGCACCGGCGGCGACUGCCUCCGCCCUCAAACCUGUUAGUCCCGGGGGUUCAGCAGCGGCGCCGUCAGCAGCUCGGUCCGGGGCUACACCCUCAGCGACUGCGUCAGCAGCUGGUGGCGCUAAGGCCACGUCCGCUGGCGAUGGCUGGGACGAUGACGACGAGGCAUUCGAGGUAGGGAUUGACUUAACACGUGUGAAAUAG
Messenger RNA from Volvox carteri f. nagariensis, 2180 nucleotides. RefSeq lists its product as uncharacterized. The record is from RefSeq and is a predicted model, not a curated record. Gene Ontology annotation, molecular function: protein kinase activity; ATP binding. Gene Ontology annotation, biological process: protein phosphorylation. Lineage: Eukaryota; Viridiplantae; Chlorophyta; Chlorophyceae; Chlamydomonadales; Volvocaceae. Bases 90 to 2180 code for a protein of 696 amino acids. The transcript is spliced from 10 exons.